UAUCAAUGUCAAAUUAUUACUCUUCUCUCUUCCGUUCUCCAUUGUUUCAUACCAAUUUGUAUAAUAUUUUUCGUCGUGUAUUUUGACUUUGACAGAUUGUUAUUUAAUUAAAAAAAAUUGAUUACCAAACAAAAUAUAGUGCUAAUAAAUAAUAAUGGCAGACGUUCAACCAGAGUUUCAAGAACAAUAUUGUGCGGUUUGUUUACAAAAGUACGAUCACCCGACUAAACUUCCCUGUGGGCAUAUUUUUUGCUUUCUUUGUACCAAGGGUAUAGCUCUGCAAAACAAGACUUGUGCCAUGUGCCGUAAUGCCAUUCCAAAUGAUUACUUAAAUAAUCCAGUUUUACUGUCACAAGACAAAAAUACAGAAGAAAAUCGCAAUGAGGACUAUCAAUGGUACUAUGAAGGAGGAAAUGGUUGGUGGAAAUAUGAUAAACGUAGCAAUAGUUAUUUAGAAGAAUUGUACAGCAAAGGAGAAAAAGAAGGGUCUCUACUAUUAGCUGGAAACUUGUAUCGGAUAGAUUUUGAGAAAAAUAUUCAGGUGCGUGUUAGUGACCAAACAAAAACUCGCAAAAUACGACGCGACACACCAUUCUUGCCUGCUAAAGGCAUUGCCGGUAUUGUUAUCAGUAGCAGUAUAGACAAUGUGUCCUCUCCUACUGAUAUUCAAGUUAUAGAAGAUUCAGAAAGGGAUGAAGAGGUUGAUACAAGCGUUGAAAUUAUUAAUGACAACUCUACAGACGAAGAUUCCUUUUCCGAGAUGGUCCGUAAUUUAAGGCCCUACUCAUAAAAAAUGAAAACGAGACAACAUGACUAAUGUAUGGAACCACUACAGUAACAAAAAGAACUCGAAAAACACCAAGAAAUUGAAAGUUACUUUAAAUUUUGAGUGACAUGUUGGUUUGGCAUGUAAGGCAAAAAAGAGAAUAUAUUGUACUAAACUAUGCAUAGCUAACUGUUGUCAAAUACCCAGAACAAAUGAUUUGGUCAAUGUGGUAUAGUAGUUUUUUAAUUUUAACAUGUAUCCACAAAAGUAGGUUACGAAAUAUAUAGUAAUUUUUUUAUAGCGGCUAUCUAAUCAGUGGAUUAGAAAUGUAGCAAUAACAUUAUAUAUAUUUACAAAGUUGUCUCAACAACUAUUUUUGUCAUUAUGACUUUUAUAUAAUUAUAUUUUUAUAUAGUAUAACGUCGGUGACUCAGGGGUCAAGCAUUUGACUUGCAAUCUGCAGGUCCUGGGUUCGAAUCCCAUGUACCAAUGUGUUUUUCGAUUUACAUAUGUACAUUUAUCCGACGUUCUUACGGUGAAGGAAAACAUCGUGAUGCAACCAGCACAUAUCUGAGGAGAAAUUCAAAGAUAUGUGUGAAGUGAACCAACCCGCACUUGGGUAGCGUGGUUAACUAUGGCAUAAUCACCUAGCUAGCCUAGCCUAACCUAGCCUAAUCACUUACAGUAGGCUUCGAGGCCCUCGAUGGGGACAUGAUGAUAGCAUAAAAAUUAUAUAAUUCAGCAUGCAGUUAACCAAGACAAAGCAUUGUUCCAGCUAAUGUUAAUCAUGACAAUUUAUAGGAAUUUGUUAGGCAUAUAGAAGUUUAAAAUCAUAGAUAUUGUAUUAUAAUGCGGCUAAAAAUACUCUAUUGUUGUUUACUGUUAUAUAUAAAAAUUAUAAAUGAUAUAUAUUUGUCUUUCUGUUGCUUACUUAUUUGAGUUAUUUAUCUAUUUUAUGUUAAAAGAC
Molecule: messenger RNA, 1733 nt
Organism: Papilio xuthus (Asian swallowtail)
Lineage: Eukaryota; Metazoa; Arthropoda; Insecta; Lepidoptera; Papilionidae
Gene: Rnf146
Product: Ring finger protein 146
Exons: 6
Coding region: 155-790 (211 amino acids)
Biological process (GO): Wnt signaling pathway; ubiquitin-dependent protein catabolic process
Cellular component (GO): nucleus; cytoplasm
Molecular function (GO): ubiquitin protein ligase activity; poly-ADP-D-ribose binding; zinc ion binding
Source: RefSeq, a predicted model, not a curated record